This is a messenger RNA of Patella vulgata (common limpet), 10982 nucleotides long. RefSeq names its product sortilin-related receptor. Gene Ontology annotation, molecular function: protein binding. Lineage: Eukaryota; Metazoa; Mollusca; Gastropoda; Patellidae. The record is from RefSeq and is a predicted model, not a curated record. Gene Ontology annotation, cellular component: membrane. The transcript has 36 exons. Bases 1 to 5217 code for a protein of 1738 amino acids.
AUGGAUGAAGCAAUUGUUAGUGAAAAGCAGUAUGAAGCUUGUUCUCUACAUGUUACACAACAGUAUCAUCAUCUCUACUCUAGAAGUAGUACCACACCUAUAUUAUCUAAACCGUCUGCGCCUGGUCUUAUUCUGGCAUCUGGUGUUUUAGGUAAAAGUUUGAAUGGAGAUCUUGAUAUCUUUAUGUCCUCUGACGCUGGCUAUACAUGGCAUCAGGUAUUAGAUGGUAUUUUUAUGUAUUCGUUUGGUGAUCAUGGUGGUAUUAUUGUGGCUGUACCACAGUAUGAAAUAACCAAUAAAGUUUACUAUUCUACAGAUGAAGGCAUGACAUGGGAUACAUACAAAUUUGUAGAAGAAAAAGAUAAAAUCAUAAUUUAUGGUUUGUUAACAGAACCAGGGGAGACAACUAGUAUAUUUUCUAUAUUUGGUUCUCACACAGAACGUCAUAGUUGGUUGAUAGUACAGCUUAAUGUUACAUCAAUCUUCAAAGGUGUAAUGUGUCAAGAUAUAGAUUAUAAGGACUGGUCUCUACCAGAUAAAGACAAUCAUGGAUGUUUAUUGGGUAGAAAGAUAGAAUAUGAACGAAGAAUACCACACGCUAGAUGUUUUAAUGGUCAAGACUAUGUUCGAGAUAAGAAGGAAUUGAAUUGUUCUUGUACAAGAGAAGAUUUUGAAUGUGAUGUUGGUUUCAAAGAUCAGAAUGGUGUAUGUAUUGUGGACGGAACAGCUGGUGGUAAUCAAAUUCCUACUAAUUGUCCGGAGGGUACUUACUACCCUUACACAAGAGGAUAUCGAAGAGUGGCUGGUGAUACUUGUGAAGGAGGAGAAGCACAUAGAUAUUCCCCCUUACAAUAUUCCUGUCCCAUCAGAGAAAGACAAGAGUUUAUUCUGUAUACUACAAGACAGGCGAUUGGUCGUAUAACAUUAGAUGAUAGUCAUAAUGAGAUACUAGUCAACGCAGGACUGAUGGAUGUAACAGCUGUAGAAUUUGAUUAUCAUGAUAAUUGUGUAUAUUGGGCAGACAUCACUGAAGAUAAGAUUAAAAGAUUGUGUUUAAACGCUAAUGAAAACCGAACUGUUACAAAUAUAGUAAGUUCUAAACUACAAACAGUAGAAGCUCUAGUUUAUGACUGGACAGCUAAGACUAUAUAUUGGGUAGAUAGUGAGGCUAAAACAAUAGAAGUAGCUACAAGAAAUGGAGAUUUUAGACGUAUCUUGAUAAAUGAGACUCAUCUUGAUCGUCCCAGAUCCAUAGCGAUUAAUCCUCGACAUGGUUUGAUGUUUUGGACCGAUUGGUCAGCUGUUAAUCCAAGAAUUUGUCAAGCUUGGAUGGAUGGAACUAAAACUUCAAUUAAAACUGUUGUCAAUGGAAGCUUAAUUCAGUGGCCAAAUGGGUUGACGAUUGAUAUUCAAUCUGAAAAGAUUUACUGGACAGAUGCAGGAAAGCAUACAAUCAUGUCUGCUGAUUUUAAUGGCGGGAAUCGUGAGACCUUGGUCCAAGGCUUGUAUUAUGUUCCUCAUCCCUAUGCCAUAGGAGUUUAUAAAAAUAACAUAUAUUGGACUGAUUGGGGCAAACAGGCUGUAUUAACGGCUGACAAGUCAUCUGGUAAUGGUCUAGAUACCAUCAAAGCUAAUCUAGAGGGUGUGGCUGAUAUGAAGAUCAUCUCGCAUACAUCACAACAGGUGAAGGGAGCAUGCAGUCCUGGUAAUAGAGGGUGUUCCCAACUAUGUUUACCCCGACCCCAUCCUACACUAACUGGCAGUUUAAAUAGAACAUGUAAAUGUGGCACUGACUAUCGUCAUUCCCUCAACCCAAGUACUGGAGAUGAGACAUGCUUUUGUGAUGGGAAUAAAAGUUUUCGUAAUGGGACCUGUGUCGAUAAUAAUGGUACUACAUGUUCUGCAAAUCAGUUGACUUGUAGUAAUUCACUGUGUAUACCAUUAACAUGGAAAUGUGACCAUGACAACGAUUGCGGAGAUGAUACAGAUGAAAAGGAUUGUCCUUAUUCUACAUGUAGUCAUGAUCAGUUCACUUGUGCAAGUGGACGAUGUAUACCUAGACAUUGGCAUUGUGAUUAUGAAGAUGAUUGUAAUGACAAUUCUGAUGAAGCGAACUGUACUAGAAUUUAUCCUAAUUGCACAGACAGUCAGUUCCGGUGUAGUAAUGGGCGUUGUAUUUUAAAAUCUUGGAGAUGUGACUAUGAUGACGAUUGUCACGAUGGAUCUGAUGAAACAUCAUGUGUUUAUGAAAACAGAUGCCGGUCAUUGGAAUUCAACUGUAGCAGUGGUCAAUGUGUUAAUAACAAUCAACGAUGUGAUGGAAUAGCAGAUUGUGAUGACAGCAGUGAUGAAACUGAUUGUGGAAACAUUAGUUGCAGUCCAUGGAAAUAUAAAUGUACUUCUGGACGUCAAUGCAUAUUUCGAACGUGGGUUUGUGAUUCAGAGGAAGAUUGCACAGAUAGCAGUGAUGAAGAAAAUUGCACAAUGACAACCAUACCACCACAAACUUCAACUAAACCAAGAACAUGCAGUGAGUGGAGAUGUAAUAAUUCGUUCUGUAUUUCCUAUUCAUCUCUUUGUAAUGGAAUCAACGACUGUGGGGAUAACUCUGAUGAAGAAGAUUGUGGUCUGAUUUCUACUACAUCAUUACCGAUUACAACACCUGGGCAUGAUUGCUUUAAUGAUGAAUUUGUGUGUCGUAAUGGUCAAUGUUUACACUCGUCACAAAGAUGUAAUGGUAUUGAUGAUUGCAGUGACAACUCUGAUGAAUUUGAAUGCACUAUGACUUGUCAAAAAUACCAGUAUCAUUGUAACCAAUCUUCCUCAUCGGAACGUCAUUGUGUUUGGGAAUCGUGGAUAUGUGACGGAGACAAAGAUUGCCCUCAUGGUGAAGAUGAAAGCAACUGUGAAGAUACAACUCCUUGUGUUGGUUCAGAUGUUUUUUCAUGUCAAUACAGUGAAGGGUGUCUUUAUAAAACACUGAAAUGUGAUGGUAUUGCACAAUGUGCUGAUGGAAGUGAUGAGCACAACUGUCCUGGACACACAACGCCAGCAACAAGUAGUCAAAAACCAAAUAUAUGUGAUCCAAAAGUGUACUAUAGUUGUCUGGACAUGUGUAUAUUAUGGCCUUAUACAUGUGAUAACAUCAGACAAUGUCCAGACGGCAGUGAUGAAGAAUUACCAAGAUGUCUAACUCACAAUCAGAAGGUAUCAUUGUUACAUUUUGUAAAUGUAACAUCAAACUCUUUGUCUAUAGAAUGGGUUCCUCCGCCAAAUGUAGCACAUUACAUUGUCUCUGUGUGGGAAGCUGAUAAUAAUAGUUCUGGUAGAAACAUAACAGUGUCUAGUUCUCUGUAUACCAUAAAAAAUCUCCAUCCUGACACCCGUUAUAUGUGGACUGUAUAUGUUGUGACUUCUGAUAAUAUCGCAAAUAGUGCUGCAAAAAUUGGUAAAGUUAAAACUUAUGAGGCAGCUUCUUCAAAACCGUCCAAUUACCAUUGUGUCCAAUCCUCUACUGAUGGUGUGACUGCUGUAUCAUUAACCUGGGAUAAGCCAAAAAAUCCAAAUGGAAAAAUAAAUAGUUAUGAGGUACAUUAUAAGAAUUUGAAAACAUAUGAAACCAAGCAUAUUACUGUUGCUGCCAAUAGUAGAGCAUUUAAACUGACUGACGAUGAAUUGAUGAAUAAGAACGAAUAUUCUAUUUGGGUAACGGCUCAGAAUUCAGCUGGCGAAGGGGAUAAAACAACUCCAGUAAAUAUUACUUUCACAGAAGCUGCCAUUGCUGCUGUCAAAAUAAGUAAAGUUGUAACCACUAACGUAACAGCACAGAUAAAUUGGAGUCCUGUCAAGACCACUACAAAAUAUAAUAUUUAUAUCAUGUACACAGAGAAAGAAUAUGGUGUAACUGAAAGAGUUCUCACUUCAACUAAUCCUUCUAUAAAAAUUGAUCAGCUUUGUCCAGGACAUUCUUAUGAUGUUAGAAUUCAGGCUAUCACCAAAAAUGGACCAGGACCUUUUGGUAACAAACAAAUUAAAACUAAAGGUGAAAGGUUGGGACGUCCAAUGAUUACUAAUAUCACUAAAUCUGGUGCAACAGAAUUCAUUAUACAGUUUUCACCACCGCACGGAUUUGAGAAGAAGGGUCUGAAGUACGUAAUCUACUAUCAAGAGAGAUCUAACAUAGAUGUCUUAUCUUUAACUGGAACCAGUAGACUAGCCACAACAGUGUUAACAAAAACAAUAACUGGCUUACAAGCUUGUGAGUUGUAUUUCUUUAGAGUUGGCAUAGAAUCUACUACAUGUUCGCUCAGUAUACCCAAAACUAUGAAAACUGACGAAGAUGAUUUAGCCGAACCAAAAGAUCUAAGUUUUAAAUUUGGUUGUUCUAAUAAAUCAACACAGGUUACUUGUAUUACUCUGACUUGGCAUUCACCAUGUAGUUAUAGAAAGACAUUAAUUCCACUGAAGUAUCAUAUUGAGAGGAGUGAACGAAAUAAACCUGUGGUUCAUGUUUUAACGGCACCAUACACCGAAAAUGAAAUAUCUGAUACUAUCUCAGAUUUAGCCCGAGGAGCAACAUACAGAUUCCGUGUUCGAACAAAUGUUGCUGGCUCCAGGAACUCCAGACCAUUGACUGUCAUCAUCCCACCCUAUGCUGCCGUUGAUGAUCUCAUUGUACACAUUGAAAAACGUGGUUUGUUGAAGUUGUCAUGGAAGAUGAAUAGUGGAGAUAAACCAUCAGCUCAAUCAAUUAAAGGCUAUGAAGUAACUAUCAAGAGAGAGGGCGACCGUAAAUAUCUGGUAAAGAAUAUGACCCAGCAAACAGAACUCCUAGUUAAAGCUGAAUUGGAAUUUGUUUAUAUUUUCUGUGUUAAAUACCAAACUAAGGAUGGAUAUUAUAGUGCUGUAGCUAACCUAACCUUUCCAUAUUCCAACACCACAAGAGAUUCAAGUGUUCCACAAUCUGAUGUUUUAAUCAGUAAAACAAACCUGGUUGCUAUAGCAGUGCCUAUCAGUCUUAUUAUUGUUAUCUUAAUUACUGUACUGGUUGUCAUGGCAGUACGUCAUAGACGUUUACAGAGAAGUUUUUCAGCGUUUGCUAAUUCUCAUUAUGAUACACGAUCUGGUACAACUACCUUCUCUAGUGAAGAUUUAGGAGAUGAAGAUACUCCCAUGAUUCAAGGCUUUUCAGAUGAUGAACCCCUUGUCAUGGCUUAAAGUCCAACACAAUUUGAUAACAGAGGCUACAUUUUUAUAAUUCAGACAGUCUCUGUUAAAGUUAGUAUGAUAGCAGAGAUUGCAUUUGUCCAAUUGAAGGUAUUUUAAUCACCCAAAACAAUUAAGAUUUGAUGAUAUAGUUGAUUUAUUAUAACAGUGAUGAAAAUGCAAAAUCUGUUCUUGAUGAAGUUCUAACCAGAAAUAUUUUCCCUGUAAAGAUGAUUUGUAAAGAUGAUUAAAAUGCCGAAAUGGGAGUAAAAUACUUUUUUGGUAGAAAUUAAAAAAAAAAAGAAAUUUUUAUUAUUUUGCAUUCACAUUGCUUUCUUUUACUAAAUUAUCUGUUAUAUUGCUUCUUGAUAAAACCACCUUCAGAUGCAUUCUGUAAAGACAGUGUGAUAACAAAGACUAGAUUAUAUCUGUUAUCCAGACAGAUUGUAAAUUGAGAUCUGAUUAUUUUAUGAUAAAUUAGAUCUAUAUAAAGUGUUUUGUAUAACACAUAUAUAUGCAGUUGACACUCUAACCUAUUGUUUGUAUUUAGAUUCAUAUUUUCAGUUAGAAUCACAUGUUAGUAAAUGUAGGCCAUUUAAAACCAAAUCUGGACAGCAUCAUUCAUUUGAUCAGAAAAGUAAAAAAAAAAAGUUUUCUUUCGAACUUCAUUAACCUCGGCAGAAAUGAAAGUAAUGAAAAUUUAUUUUAUAACUUAAGGUCCUUCUCCUUUCUUUUAAUUUUAAGGAGUUAUUUCCAUUCAUUGUGAAAAUUAAACAAAACUUUCUGAGGAAUAGAUUUCUUUCAAUAAGUUGAAAAAGAAAAUUCUAAUUUUAUAGACUACAUAGAGCCCUUUCUAUUAAAUCUGAUGAAAAAUAUACAUGUACAGGACAUGUAUAGCAUUACAGACUGAAAAUUGUGUCCUGCAUGCGAAUAUUACAAUUCUAAGUGAAAAUUUAGUCUAUUUUUCAUUUGUCUAAUUUGUCAAGUAAUGUUAUAUAUUUGAGAUUUUAUUGUUACAAAAAAUUGAAAUGUAUAUUUUGGAACAAGUGGGAAAUUCCAGUGUUCUGUCAUUGUCUUUUUACUUACAUGUAGAUUUCUCACUUUGUCUUAGAAUAUAUAUAUUUUAUUGCUACCAAAAAUUUACCAGGGCCCAAUAACAAAUAUAUAUCUUUCUGAUUUGUCGAUUUGUCAGUUAAUUAAAUAUAUGGAAGACUGUUUAUGAGAGAACUGAACUAAACUACCGGGCUAAAGAAACUUGACACUCCGUGUACAUGUUGAAUAAAACCAAAGACAGUUUUGAUUUAAACGAUGAAGCAAAGAUCAAAUCAUUUACAUUAGUAUACUGGCCACAAGUCAGGGUUAAAGAUCAAUGGGGUCUAGAUAAACAAUUACACACACAUGAGUCAAGGACCGAAGGAGAAGCCCUCGAAUAAGUCCUUAUGCAGUCUGAUCAUUUGACAAGACAACAUUAAUAUCAUGUGUGGCCGACUUGGGCAUUGAUACAUGCCAAAACGUUUCUCUUCAUGGAUGUCAUCAGUCGUCUUAUGUCAUUGGGAAUCCUUUGUCAUUCUUGAAAUAAAGCUUGCUAAAGCUGAUGUUGGUUUGAGGGAGGAGGUGUCCGUUGCCUCAGUUGCCGAUCACGAUGAUCCCAGAGGUGCUUUAUUGGGUUCAUGCUGGCCAAAAUAUGUGGAUGUUAACAUUGUCCAAAUAAUCACGGACCAGUCUGGCGGUAUGUGGUCAGGCAUUAUCAUGCUGCAAAAUGGUAACCAUGUGUUGCUGUUGCAUGAAUGGCACUAUCACGGGAUGCAGAACAUUCAUCUCUGUAUCUUUGGCCGGUCAGGUUUCCACGGAUGAUAACAAGCCUUGUUGUCUGCAGGUCACAAAUCCCUUCAUAUAUCAUAACACCACCUCCACCAUAAGGAUGAACAUCUUGAGUGUAGUUAGGUGCCAGUCUCUCCCCUCUACGGUGAUAAACAGGAACCUGACUAUUAACUGUGAAGAGCAAACUUUUCCAAUCACGCCGCCAUCGUCGUACAGUUUUUGCCCCUUGUAGACCAAUAAUGUAGAGCCGUCGAGAGACAGUGUGUUCAGAUUUUUCGUGACUGCACGAAAUUCAGCACAUCCUGCAUUCAGUGACUGUGAUGUGUACAGACUACAGAGUAUAUUUUGUCAAAUGUCUAAACUUAUUGCAACAUUAUUUAUAGAUAAAAGUAGAUUUACAUGUGUCACCUUCCUUUUGCCCGGUAGUUUUUAAUUUCCAUGUUAUAUUGUUACAACAGUCAUGGAUUUGUAGCAGAGUUGAAACAUUGGAUUCUUUGCUAAGUUGACAUUCAAACUAAGAACAUUAUGGGGAACUAAUUUUAAAGACUAAUAUUUCAGGAUACAUAGGAAUACAAUUGUAGAACCCAGGGGAAGAACGAUCUAAGUCACAUUUUUGUCUUUUGGCAUAAAUGGAAAAACAGACUUUUGGAUGAGAAUGUUUGACGCGAACAGAACAACGAGUGGGUUUAAUUACAACUUCAAAAUGAUGCUUAAUAUGAACCAUAAUUAAUUACCAGUACAACUAACUUCAACUUUUCAGGCAAAUUAAGGUUAAAUAAAGGGUACGAUGGACUUGUAUUUGUCCGGGAGGCCAUUUCAGAAGGGCCUUGGUUCAAUGUGACUCUGAUCGUUUUUACCUGAAAUAGAUUGUUCCACAGAAAGCUUAUACAAUUUGCUACCAGAUGGCGCCAUUAAAUGGGGUUCAUUGAAAAAGUCACUAAGAUCGUUCUUCCCCAUGACUCCUCUUCAAUUGUGUGAAAAUAAAUGUUAAUUCUGAGAUGUUAAAAUUUACUUGAAAACAAACCUACCAUUACCUAGAUCUCUUAUUGAAUACAUACCAAAUUUAUGCUUAAUUUAUUUUAUGAAUAUGUAAAUGUAUGGAAAACUAUAAAACACAAAAUAAACCAUAUGAAUAAAUUAUGCAAAUUAUGUUUAUUAUUAUGGUUAUUAUUGUGUUGUGAUUUCAUUAUGAUUUGUAAAGGGUGGGGUGGAGGCAACAUAUUAAUUAAUUUUUAAAUUAUUUCUGUUAAUUAUGUGUAUAUAGAAGAAGUAGAUGUUACAUAUAUUUGAUAAAGUCUUAUGACAAUGAAUACCACUAAAAGCCUGAAGUAAAUGUGAAAUUGAUACCUUAUGCAAUUUUUCUUGUUUCGCUUUUAUUAUAAUUUAAAAUCUCAAAAAAAGUUUUCUUGCCAUUAUGGCUAAAGCUGUUAUUAUCUCAGUAAGAAUAAUUUGGAUGUGAUAAUUAUUGUUUCUGCCUACUGUAAAUAAUGUGUUUAUUUUCUUAUAUGAAGGGAGAUUUUUUUAGUUUUGGAUACUUUAUUUCUUUUCCUCUUGUGUAUACCUCCUGUUUUGAGAUCUUGAGAUAAAAAUUUAUUUUUAUGUUUUAAUUUGCAUAUCAUUACUGUGCUUUCAUUUUUUAUGCUUCUGUAUUAUCAUGUAAAUUUUUUAAUAUGUUUGUUUUUAUACUAUUAUUUUUUUUGCUUUAGGUAUAUUAACUUUGUAAAUUUCUUUUUUUCUAGUAAAUAUUCUCUAUUUUCUUAUAUUGGUACUUUAGAUAAAGGUAUUUGCUCAGGUCACCAACAUUAUUCUUAUAGGUCAUAAGAGAUUAAGAGGAUUACCUUGUUAAUUAGCAGGUAAUGAGGAGUUAUAUUAUCCUUUACUACUUUAUUGUGAACUAUUGUUUUGUGAAACCUAUAUACUAUGUAUUUGGUAAUAAACAAAGAAACAAACAAUCCAGUUACCUCUAUACGGCCUUAAUCUGUCAUGACCUAUAAAAACAAUGUCGACACCCUGAGAAGAUUCCUAGGGUUAUAUACACCAAUAUUAAUAUCAAAAGAACAUGCUAAUUAAAGAAUAUAUCUAAGAUAUGUUUUCAUAAAUCCCUCUUUACUCUUAGAUAGCUAUAAAUUAUAGAUGCAGAGUACCAGUUUUAAACUAAAUUGAACAUAUCGCAUGAUAUACAUAUUAUUUCAAUAUAAGUUUUGAGAGAUCAAAAUUAUACUUCAUGUUCUGGUUCUUGAAGUUUUAGUUUCAAAUUAGUAAGUUUUGAAAUUUUAAGCAAAACAUUGUUCACAGGACUUCUGUGGCUAAUUUUCCUUAUUAAGGUCCGAAAAAACUGAAAAUUAAAUUGGUUUGACCUAGAUGUAUAUUUGUUAAUGUAAGAUAUAUAUUUACUGUUAUUAUUAACUGUUAUGUAUGUAUAUAUUGGUGAGGAAUGAAUAUGUAUAUAUUGGAAUAGAUCAGGCGCCUUGGCAUACCGGUAUAUAAACUCAGAUUAUGUAAAUGUGAUAAAUAAUGUUAAUAAGUGCAGUACCAUUCCCCCCAAAAAAUUUUGGGAACUUUUGAAACAUUUUGUAUGAAAAGGAAGCUUAUUUAACUGUUUAUGCAUAAAGAAUUGAAUAUUCAACAGGGCACAAUAUAUCUGAUAUCAUCAUUAUAUACAGUAUUGAAAAUUGUUCUUUCCAAGUAAAGGCGAUGAUAUAUGUCUCAAUGUUAUUUAGUAUCUGGAAUAUGGUCGAUCAUGCACAAGCAUUUGUGAAAACAUUUCCUCAAAUUAUUACCUAAAAGCUCAGGAAUAUUACACAGUUGCACUAAAUGCAUAUAGAAAAAAAUGAAAAACAUGUAUUUUUUUCUUGAGUAUUUUGAAGGAAGUUAUAGUCAUGUUAUUUAUGCAAAGUGAAGAUAAUCUGGGGUUUUAUCUUUGUAAAAAAUAUCUUUAAAUACAAACCCAGGUAUAUUAAUAAGAUCUGGAUUAAACAAGGUCAUAAGUGAGGGUUUCAAAAUUAAUUUUAAUAUAAGGUUUUUUUGUUUUUUCAAAUUUUUUUGUUGCUAAAUCUGAAUGAAAAGAAAUGUCAUUUAAUAACCAUUUUUAUGCAUGUAUUUAAUUUAAGUUCAAUUUUGAUAUUUAGAAUGAAAAGUGAUAAUAUUCCUUAAAAUAUGAAAUGAAUCUUCUCAUUUUACAUAGUUAUUUAUGGAAAGCCUGAAGAUAUGUCUGUUUCAUUUAACAAGUUUGAACCCAAGACCUAUUCAGUAGUUUAUCUCCCUUGUGCCUUUUGUCCUAAGAUAAUCUGGGCCAUGUUCAGUAGAACUAAACAUUGCAGUCUUGAUUACUGAAAAACAAUAACCUAACUAUAGAUGUCUGUGUGUUUUGUUGAACAUGGCCUGAUUAUGAAAACCGUCCUACCAAAUCAAGAAGUUUUUUUUUUUUUAUAUUCCAAUCAAGAUCUGUUAUUGUGUGUGUGACGCAAGUUUUUGUGGGUGGGGUUCAAAUAUGAUACAUCCUUUAAGAUUGUAAUGACAUUAAGAUAACUCACUAUGUUUGUGAAAUUAGAGUACUGUAAACAUGUUCAUUCAAAUUAUUAAUCUGUAACAUGCUAUCACCCUUAACAAUUUACCAGAAAAAAAAUUAAAAGCUUAUAGAAUCAUCAUCUACUUUUAUUAAUAGUAGAUAUCAGCAUAUUAUAGACUUAUUCUCUAAAACUGUCACACCACAAAAACAAGGAUUUCCUUAAAUCUGCUUAAUGAUAAAAAGUGCGAAAAGUUGCAUCAAAUUUUCUGGAAUAUUGUAAAGGAGCAAGGCUGGGCCUACUUUAACAUUGGCCAUUUUUGAGAAAAAAGUUGUUUUUGAAAAUAAGUCUGAGAGAAUUUUUUGUUAUAAUUCUAUAUAAACUAUAUAUCUGUAGACUAUUUUACAUUGCUAAUAUUAUUAUAAUAAACCAGGCAGAUUUCAUAUAUAA